Aspergillus mulundensis is the source of this 858-nucleotide messenger RNA. RefSeq names its product nicotinamide/nicotinic acid mononucleotide adenylyltransferase. Gene Ontology annotation, molecular function: nicotinate-nucleotide adenylyltransferase activity; nicotinamide-nucleotide adenylyltransferase activity. Gene Ontology annotation, biological process: NAD+ biosynthetic process. The record is from RefSeq and is a predicted model, not a curated record. NCBI's taxonomy places the organism in Eukaryota, Fungi, Ascomycota, Eurotiomycetes, Eurotiales, Aspergillaceae. The transcript is spliced from 3 exons. The coding region runs from base 1 to 858 and encodes 285 amino acids.
AUGGCUGAUGUCACGCAAGAACUGGGCAAUGAUGCCCGCCGAACGCCUCCCGCCCCAGCGACGCCAACGGGGGACUACGUUUUCCCAGAGUAUCGCCUGAAGCGUGUGAUGGACGACCCGGAAAAGACGCCGCUACUGCUCAUAGCUUGUGGCUCUUUCUCUCCUAUUACAUUCCUGCAUCUGCGCAUGUUUGAGAUGGCCGCCGAUUACGUCAAGCUCAGCACCGAUUUCGAAAUCAUUGGAGGUUACCUUUCGCCGGUGUCGGACGCCUACCGCAAGGCCGGUCUUGCCAGUGCUGAUCACAGAGUCGCGAUGUGCCAAAGAGCCGUGGACCAGACCUCCGACUGGAUGAUGGUGGACACGUGGGAGCCGAUGCACAAGGAAUACCAGCCGACCGCCAUUGUGCUAGACCAUUUCGACUACGAGAUUAACACUGUCCGGAACGGGAUCGAUACUGGAAAUGGCUCCCGCAAGCGGGUGCAGGUUGUGCUGUUGGCCGGAGCAGAUUUGGUGCACACUAUGUCUACACCUGGAGUUUGGAGUGAGAAGGAUCUCGAUCACAUUCUGGGACAGUACGGGACCUUCAUCGUUGAGCGAAGCGGAACAGACAUUGACGAGGCGCUCGCGGCUUUGCAGCCUUGGAAGAAGAAGAUCCACGUCAUCCAGCAGCUUAUUCAAAAUGACGUUAGCAGCACGAAGAUUCGCUUGUUCCUCAGGCGAGACAUGAGCGUACGCUAUCUGAUUCCCGACCCGGUCAUUGAAUACAUCUAUGACAACAAUCUCUACAUGGAUGACGGUACAACACAACCAACGGCCGACAAGGGGAAAGCAAAAGAGGAGUCGGCAGUAUCGAAUUAG